Molecule: messenger RNA, 1562 nt
Organism: Manis pentadactyla (Chinese pangolin)
Lineage: Eukaryota; Metazoa; Chordata; Mammalia; Pholidota; Manidae
Product: melanoma antigen preferentially expressed in tumors-like
Exons: 4
Coding region: 78-1562 (494 amino acids)
Cellular component (GO): cytoplasm
Molecular function (GO): protein binding
Source: RefSeq, a predicted model, not a curated record
GCGCACUGCCAAGACCGGUGUUCUUUUGAGGCAGCCUCCUGAGAGGAAGCAAGGGGCUCCCGCUGCUGAGGUCUUGGAUGGUUCCCAAGUUUUCUCCAACUCUCCUAGGAAGUAGCAGGUUCAAGAUGGACCAGAAGACCACAGGCACUCUGCUAGAGCUUGCUGCAAAGAGUCUGCUGAGUAAUGAGCUGGCAGCUAUCCAUGCCCUGGAUGAGCUCCCAAGAGCCCUCUUUGUUCCACUGUUCAUUCCUGCCUUCGUGGGCAGGCAUAAGGAGAUACUAAAGGCAAUGGUGAGGGUUUGGCCCUUUUGCUGUCUCCAUAUCGGGACACUGAGUGUACAAGGGUCAGACUAUGACAUCUUGGAAGCCAUGAUUGAUGGUCUGCAGCUCCUCUCUGCCCAGAACUCUUCUUCCUGGGGCCCAAAACUGAGGCUCUUAGAUUUAAGGCACGACCCGAAAUGUUCCAUAAUAUGCUCUGAGAUGAAAACCACAUUUUCUUCCUGCUCUUGGUCUUGUGCUUACUCUCAGAACUCUACUCUUAGAACAGAAGAAGCUCAGCAUAGCGUCAGGUGCCGCGGAUUUGAUAAUUCAGAGUCAGAGCCUCACUCAGCCUUGGAAACGGUGGAAUUACUUGUGGACCUCUCCCUCGAUGGAACCUUGAGAACACAGCAAUUUCUUUCCUUUCUUCAGAGUAAAGUCAGGCAGAGCUCUGGGUCUUUGCACCUCUGCUGCAGAGAUUUGGUAAUUGAUAACAUCUCUGCCCACAGAAGUAUGCUGCAGUUUCUGGAUCCACGAUGCAUUGAUCACCUGCAGGUGAAUCAGGCUUAUUUGAGGAAAGUCAACCAUCUUGUGGCUCAGACGGCCCACCUGUACAGCCUUCGUCAUCCUAACAUCAUCUUUACAUAUUUUGUGGGGAGGCACUUCCAAACAUUUCUCAACGGUCUUGGGAAGCUGAACAGCCUCCAAGAGCUCGAAUUGUCUGCCUUGUUCCUCGGAGAUCGAUUGCAGAGACUUCUCAGGUGCGCGGGUUUGAGGAACCUGGGUUCCCUAGUGCUGCCACCUCAGCUGAAGACAUUGAAUCUGCCUUUCUGUAGCCUGUCUAGCAUAGAUGUCACCAUACUGUCCCAGAGCUCUCAGGCCACCCACCUAAGGCAGUUGAAUCUCAGUCACAACCAGAUAUUCUCAGAGGCUUAUGAGCCCUUCCAGACUCUGCUGGAGAGGGCCUCGGGUACCCUGCAGCAUCUGGAAAUAAAUAAUUGUCUAUUAAGUGAUUCCACUCUCUCCGCUCUCCUGCCAGCUCUGAGCCACUGUUCGUGCCUCCGUGUCCUUAGUUUUGCCUUCAACCCCAUUACAAUGCCUGUGCUCACACGCCUUCUGCGUCACCUAACAUCCUUGAGGGAGCUGAAGCAUGUGAUUUAUCCCAUCCCUGUCCAUUGCUAUAGACAGUGGGAUGUUCGCGACAGUUUGGACCGACGGCAGUUGGCUGAAGUUCAGGCCCAAUUGAAGGCAAUGCUGCAGGCGGUAGAGCGGGACGACAUGCUUUGGACUACCCAUUCUGCGUAA